Molecule: messenger RNA, 216 nt
Organism: Strongyloides ratti
Lineage: Eukaryota; Metazoa; Nematoda; Chromadorea; Rhabditida; Strongyloididae
Exons: 2
Coding region: 1-216 (71 amino acids)
Source: RefSeq, a predicted model, not a curated record
AUGAAAAGAAAUAAACUUUCAAAUAAUUUUAGAAAACAUCUUGUAAGUUCAAGUCGUUUUUGGGUUGGUAAAAGAAUGGAUUCUAAUAAAAAAAAUACAGUAAAAUAUUCCAAACAAAAUGAUAUAGCAAAAAAUAUUAUGUUAUGGGGAAAAAGAGAUUUGGAUAAUGAUAUUGAUAAUGAUGUUUCAUUUAGAUUAUUAUUUGAUCAAUAUUAG